AUGAAGCAAGCGGACGAUACAAUGAUCCCAAAUCGAUCGUCGACCCACUUUUACGAUGAAGACGAAGACGACGAUGAUGAGGAGGAUGACUUGGAGGAGCUUCAAGUUCUGCAGCCCUCCGCGAGACAGGAACUCAGACGAGCCGAUCGCUUAUCGGUGCGUUUGCUGGCAAUUCCGGACGAAGAUGAGGACGAGCACGAUCGCGUUUUGCGAAAGUCACUGCGCCUACUGGACAACGAUCUAAACGGCUCAUCUGGCUUGUUCGACGACGAAAGCAAUGGCGCUGUGAUACGUCAAAAUUCGGGCGACAUCAAUUUAGGAGGAGGACUGGUCCGUCGGAGCUCACGGGCUUCUCUACGCUUGUCCGCACGCCCCGGUGAAGACGGCAAAACUGCAGGGCAACGCGUGUGCACGAUGGUUGGUGUUGCCGUAGCAGCGGUUGUUUUGCUUUUAGGAAUCGCCGGAUUCAUUGGUGUUACGGUCGUUGGCCCACCCAAUCAACCAGUCGGACCGUACCAGUUGGUAGAACGACAGGAAGGAAACGAUUUCUUCCAGUUCUAUGACUUUUACGAAGGCCGAGACUCGGCCGGAUCUAACGGGUUUUUGAAUUACGUAUCGUACGAUAAGGCAACCUUGCGGGAAAUCGUCAAUGUCACCUACGAAGAUGACGUUCUGGAUAUAUACGCACAGCAACGCAGCACACCGGAAGUCGGUUCGAAUGAAGCGCAGACCAAACAAGAACCAUUUAUUUACAUGGGAUCGGCUCCAACGCCAGCUGGUCCGCGAGAUUCUAUUCGCUUGGAAGGUAAUCGCCGCUUCAAUAGGGGCUUGUUCAUCAUUGAUAUUCGCCACAUGCCCGUGGGAUGCGGAGUCUGGCCCGCCUUUUGGCUCACGGACGAGGCCAAUUGGCCAGUCAACGGAGAAAUCGAUAUUGUAGAAGGCGUAAAUUACCAGUCCGUGGCGAAGACAGCCUUACAUACUACAAAAACAUGCAUUAUGGACGACAUUCCACUUGGUACGAUGACAGGAGGAUGGGAUUCAGCCCAAGGUAUCCCAAAUGCCAAAACCGGUAUCCCAGAUAUGACAAUGCGAGAAGCACGCAAUUGCUUCGUGUACGAUCCCCAUCAGUGGCUGAAUCAAGGGUGUGUUGCAGUGGAUACGGAAGGAGGUUCGUUAGGAGUUCCGCUUAAUGCUAAAGGAGGCGGUGUCUUUGCGUUGGAAUGGGACCCCAUCAACCGACACAUUCGUACCUGGGUAUUCUCUCCGCAUUUAAAUGUACCUGAUAAUCUCGUCGAUUCUAUUCGAACGGCAAGUUUACCCGACUCAGAACGCAUCGUGCCCGAUCCAGAUGUUUGGCCGCUUCCGUACGGCUUUUUUGCAAUUGGUGAAGGUACCAACUGCCCGGCAUACCAUUUUCGGCAUAUGCGACUUGUAUUUAAUACGGCGUUUUGCGGCAGUGUGGCAGGAAACCGGUUCCACAUUGAUUGCAAAAAGCAAGUCGCGGCCAACUUUAGUACCUGCACUGAUUGGAUCAAAAGCGAGCCAGAAGAAUUGCAGGAAGCUUAUUGGAAAAUUCGCGGGGUGUAUGUUUACGAACGUGCGUGGGAGCGAACAUGGAGUGUUUAG
Messenger RNA from Phaeodactylum tricornutum CCAP 1055/1, 1626 nucleotides. RefSeq lists its product with no specific name. Lineage: Eukaryota; Bacillariophyta; Bacillariophyceae; Surirellales; Neidiaceae. Gene Ontology annotation, molecular function: hydrolase activity, hydrolyzing O-glycosyl compounds. Bases 1 to 1626 code for a protein of 541 amino acids. The record is from RefSeq and is a predicted model, not a curated record. The transcript has a single exon. Gene Ontology annotation, biological process: glucan catabolic process.